Dissoconium aciculare CBS 342.82 is the source of this 540-nucleotide messenger RNA. Its product is annotated as acyl-CoA N-acyltransferase. The record is from RefSeq and is a predicted model, not a curated record. Lineage: Eukaryota; Fungi; Ascomycota; Dothideomycetes; Mycosphaerellales; Dissoconiaceae. Gene Ontology annotation, molecular function: N-acetyltransferase activity. The transcript has a single exon. The annotation marks the transcript as partial.
GACAUCCCCGAAAUCCUCGCCAUGAUCCACGAACUCGCCUGCUACGAGAACGAGCCCACGGCCGUGCAAGCCACGGAAGAGAGCCUGCUGCGGACUCUAACCUUCGCACCCUCUCCAACCUCCACGCCCUCCGCCUCCGCAUCCUCCUCCUCCUCCUCUCACUCUCCCUCAAGCCCCAGUCCAGGCUACGCCAAGACGCUGCUCCUGCGCGCGCCCUCGUCCGACUCGCACGGAGCCGGCGAAGAAGUGGCCGGGAUGGCGCUCUUCUUCACCAACUACAGCACGUGGCGGGGCGCGCCGGGCAUCUACCUCGAGGACCUCUUCGUGCGGCCCGCGUUCCGGAAACGCGGGUACGGGAAGCUCCUGAUCCGGGCGUUGGCGAGGGAGUGCAAGGAGAUCGGCGGCGGCAGGCUGGAGUGGUGCUGCCUCAAGUGGAACGAGUCCAGCUUGGAGUUUUAUCGCGCCUUGGGCGCCAGGGAGCAGGUGGAGUGGGUCACGCUUAGGGUUGAUGGGGAGAGGCUGGAGGCGUUGGCGAAGUGA